GGGGGCACUGCACACAAAGAUAUCAGUUGGUUCAGCUUUGAAGCCUUCUUGGGACAAUAUUAUAUCUUCUAUGAAGUUAGGGCUGCACCAAAAGCCUUGGUAUUGGUAGAGUGGAUACCCAGCGUUCCAGCCAUCAUCUUUAGGAAUCCUGAAAACAGCCCAAUAGAAGCCAGGCAAUCGCUUUCAAACUACAGAGAUUCAAAGAACAAAGAAUGGGGGAGAAGAAAUGUGAUACAAUCCCUUUGAUCAACCCAUCACCGUCGUCAUCAACACAAGGAACUGCAUCUAAACUUCAAACCAUCGGGAACAUUAUAGUUUCAAUAGUUGGAACCGGCGUUUUAGGCCUUCCUUUUGCUUUCCGAGUCGCCGGUUGGCUUGCUGGAUCAAUCGGUGUUGUCAUUACUGGCUUGGCUACUUUCUACUGCAUGCUUCUUCUUAUUCAGUGCAGGGAGAAAUUAGCAUCAGAAGAAGAAUUAAAGGAAACAACAACAUAUGGUGAUUUGGGUUGCAGAUGCAUGGGAAAACCAGGCCGAUACCUGACAGAAUUUCUCAUAUUCAUCUCCCACUGUGGAGGAUCCGUGGCAUACUUGGUAUUUAUUGGCCAAAACCUUGCAUCACUUUUCAAACUUCAUGGCCUCACAAUUGCAUCUUACAUAUUCCUGUUAGUCCCUAUUGAAAUAGCAUUGUCAUGGAUCGGAUCCCUCUCGGCUUUUGCACCCUUCAGCAUUUUCGCCGAUGUAAGCAAUCUGUGGGCGAUGGCGUUUGUUGUUAAAGAAGACUUACAACAGGCUAUUGGGGGAAAAUUUUCAUUUAGAGAUAGGAAAGCCUUCACUGAUAACUUGGGAGGGUUGCCAUUUGCAGGAGGGAUGGCAGUGUACUGUUUCGAGGGGUUCGGAAUGACACUGGCCCUUGAACAAUCCAUGAGAGAGAGGAGAAAAUUUCCUAAGGUUUUGGCGAUGUCUUUUACAUGGAUCGCACUUGUGUAUAUUUUGUUUGGGAUUUUUGGAUACAUGGCUUAUGGUGACGAAACAAAAGAUAUCAUAACACUGAAUCUUCCCAAGGAUUGGACAGCCAUUGCAGUCCAGAUUGGCUUGUGCCUGGGGUUAGCAUUUACAUUCCCAAUCAUGGUCCAUCCAGUUAGUGAAAUAGUGGAAGGGAAGUUGAAGAAGAACAUUUGGUUUGAGAAGCUUCGCAACAAUGAUGCUGAAGAUUCGAUAACGAGAUUAGAGAAGUUGGGAAUAUACAUGGGCAGAGCAGUUCUGGUAAUUGUGUUGGCAGUGUUGGCGUCAUUCGUUCCGGGAUUUGGUGUUUUUGUGUCGCUUGUGGGGAGUAGUGUAUGUGCAUUGAUCUCUUUUGUUUUGCCAGUCUCGUUUCACCUCACAUUGUUAGGUUCAUCUUUGAGUUUGUGGCAGAAAGCCUUGGAUGUUUUCGUUUUCUUGUGUGGAUUGCUUUUUGCAGCUUAUGGUACAUAUAACACCAUUAUUGGAUUCUGAAAACAAAUAUAAAUAUAAAUAAAUUUUGGUUUCGGAAGAUUUCAUAUCGAAAA
Gossypium raimondii (Peruvian cotton) is the source of this 1546-nucleotide messenger RNA. RefSeq names its product amino acid transporter ANT1. Gene Ontology annotation, molecular function: amino acid transmembrane transporter activity. The transcript has 4 exons. Gene Ontology annotation, cellular component: vacuolar membrane. NCBI's taxonomy places the organism in Eukaryota, Viridiplantae, Streptophyta, Magnoliopsida, Malvales, Malvaceae. The record is from RefSeq and is a predicted model, not a curated record. Bases 213 to 1493 code for a protein of 426 amino acids. Gene Ontology annotation, biological process: amino acid transmembrane transport.